Molecule: messenger RNA, 414 nt
Organism: Lodderomyces parapsilosis
Lineage: Eukaryota; Fungi; Ascomycota; Pichiomycetes; Serinales; Debaryomycetaceae
Gene: RPS17B
Product: 40S ribosomal protein eS17
Exons: 2
Coding region: 1-414 (137 amino acids)
Biological process (GO): translation
Cellular component (GO): ribosome
Molecular function (GO): structural constituent of ribosome
Source: RefSeq, a predicted model, not a curated record
AUGGGACGUGUUAGAACAAAGACUGUCAAGAGAGCUUCUAAAGUUUUGAUCGAAAGAUUCUACCCAAAGUUGACUUUGGAUUUCGAAACCAACAAGAGAUUGACCUCAGAAAUUGCCGUUAUCCAAUCAAAGAGAUUAAGAAACAAGAUUGCUGGUUACACUACCCACUUGAUGAAGAGAAUUCAAAAAGGUCCAGUUAGAGGUAUCUCUUUCAAAUUACAAGAAGAAGAAAGAGAAAGAAAAGAUCAAUACGUUCCAGAAGUUUCCGCUUUGGACUUGUCACACACCAACGGUCAAUUGGAAGUUGAUGCUGAAACCGCUGACUUGGUUAAAUCAUUGGGUUUCAAGAUUCCAUUGCAAACAGUCAACAUUUCAUCUCAAAGAGGUCCAAGACGUUUCGCCAAGAGAAACUAA